AUGCCUGUUAUACGUCUGACUGUCGCUUCGAACACGAAGCAGUCGGACAAAGCUCCAAUCGUUAUUCCGGCUUCUGCGUCGUCUGACCCUGCAGCUUCGUCAUCUAUUCGGACGCUAGUACUCAAGACCGCGCAAUCAAAGCUGCGCCUGAAGAAGCCGACCCGUGUCUUCGUUGGCCGUACAGGUCAAGAACUUCUAACCGAGAAAGACUGGAAGACCUGCAUGGGAAAUGACGUUGUUCUGCUUGUAUCCUCGGGCGAGGAAUAUGUGGGUGUUAAGAGGGAAUCAAACGUGCACGGAGAGGCGAAUCCCGACUGUCCAGUCGAAAUCCUAGCAUCUAAAGCGCCUGUAGAGUCGCUUUCGGUCACACAACUUACUACCACCGCCCAUACUCUUCCAGGUAUCGUACAUGCCGUCGGCCAACCUGACCUUCACCCAGGUACCAAGUUCCCCAUUGGUGCCGUCUUUGCAUCGAGAAAAUGGAUUCAUCCUCCUUUGAUUGGAAGCGAUAUCGGCUGUGGCAUGGCCUGGUACAAGACUACACUCUCUAGAAAGCAACUUGAUGGCGACAAGGGAAAGAAGGUUUCUGAGAAGCUUCGUGGACUUGAGGGAGUGUGGCGAACCCAAGCGUACCGACAACUUUGGCUUCUAGACGAACAACUGCGUGACUGCUCCGCAGGUGAACAGUGGGAUGUCGCGCUAGGCACCAUUGGUGCAGGCAACCAUUUCGCCGAGCUUCAGGUCGUCGAAGCUUCAUCACUCAAUGAUCUAGGAUACGGACUACACAACGACGAUGUCGUUCUUCUCGUCCACUCAGGAUCGCGAGGAUACGGGGGUAGUGUUCUCAAAAAGUACACAACAGAAACACGCACCAGUUUUGAGGAUGACAGCAUCGACGCGAUCGAGUACCUGAAAGAGCACGACAAAGCUUGCCAGUGGGCAAAGGCGAAUCGAGACCUAAUCGCUCUUCGAUUUCUCUCCUGUCUUGAACCAGGCAACGAGUGCUGGGGCCUGGGUAGCGCCAACGCUGCAGACUUUGGCGAAGAAGGUAGCAAGAUGAUUGGACUAGUGAAGAUGGCAUUGCAACAGCGCAAAGUCGUUGAUAUCUGGCACAACAAUAUUGAGCGUGUGCCCUGGCCUCCGACUCCACCUUCUCCGACCGAGCUGGAUGCUACAUCUCGUCUCUCCGAAGCGACGGACAAAUUGAAACUCCACGACGGAGUGUCUACACAGGAAUAUGUGUAUAUCCACCGAAAAGGCGCAGCACCGACUUAUAGUCCGGCGACUCAACUACCUCUCAACAUCCUCCCACUUCCUGGAUCACGAGGCACACCGACGCUUAUCCUUCAGCCCACGUUUUCGGCUUCUACGUCGUGGGGUCUGAAAAAUGGAUUGUCUAUUGCGCAUGGCGCAGGCCGAGUCAUGUCUCGCACCAAGGCUCUGUCAACUUUGGGUCAGAAGUACAGGGACCAAAACAUUCUUGAGCCACGAUGGUCGGACCCGGAAGGAACUUGGGUGAUCUGCGAUGAGAAAGAUGUCGUGUUUGAGGAGGCUCCGGACGCGUACAAGGACGUAGAGGCAGUCGGCCAAGAUCUAGCAGACGCCGGUGCAGCGAAUAUUGUUGGCUGGUGUCGGGCUAGAAUCAGCUACAAAGUUAGGAAUGAGACGCGUUGA
Molecule: messenger RNA, 1674 nt
Organism: Pyrenophora tritici-repentis Pt-1C-BFP
Lineage: Eukaryota; Fungi; Ascomycota; Dothideomycetes; Pleosporales; Pleosporaceae
Product: UPF0027 domain containing protein
Biological process (GO): RNA processing
Molecular function (GO): RNA ligase (ATP) activity
Source: RefSeq, a predicted model, not a curated record